Molecule: messenger RNA, 303 nt
Organism: Vanrija pseudolonga
Lineage: Eukaryota; Fungi; Basidiomycota; Tremellomycetes; Trichosporonales; Trichosporonaceae
Exons: 3
Coding region: 1-303 (100 amino acids)
Source: RefSeq, a predicted model, not a curated record
AUGACCCUCGUUAUCGUGAUCCAGCUGCGCGCAAAGAGCUUGCAGGCAGCAGAUCGCGUCCAGCAUCUCCUCGCCGGUAUCCGCGACACGGCGCUCCUCACCGAACCUGGCACGACAAUGUAUCUCACCACGCGGGCACAGGCGGACCCGCUCGAGUUUCUCCUGUUCGAGGAGUACGUCGACGAGCUGGCACUGAAGCUGCACAUGUCCUCGCUCCAGUUUCAGGCGCUCAAGGAGGAGGCGGACGGCUUGUUCGUCGACGGCAUCAAGGGGCUGCGGAUUGCCUACUAUGACCGGUUCUAG